CCCGGAGCCGCCGCCAUGGGCCGGUCCCGGCCGGGCGAGCGCGGGCCCCCCAGCCCCGGCCCCGCCGCGCCCCCCGCGCCCCCCGCGCCCCCGCCGCGCUGCGCUCGCGCCCUGGCGCUGCUCGGGGCCCUGCUCGCCGCCGCCGCCGCGGCCGCUGCCGCCCGGGCCUAUGCCCGCUACACCGAGGCCCAGGCGGCCGCGCGGCAGGAGUCGGCGCUGAAGGCCCUGGGGACGGAAGGCCUCUUUCUCUUCUCCUCCUUGGACACCGACCGCGAUCUGUACCUCAGCCCCGAGGAGUUCGGGCCCCUCGCCGAGAAGCUGACAGGGUCAACUCCUACAGCCAGCUACGAGGAGGAGGAGCUGCCCCCUGACCCCAGCGAGGAGACACUCACCGUAGAAGCCCGAUUCCAGCCUCUGCUCCCAGAGUCCAUGACCAAGAGCAAAGAUGGGUUCCUGGGGGUCUCCCGCCUGGCCCUGUCUGGCCUCCGCAACUGGACAGCCGCAGCCUCGCCGCGCGCACAGUUCGCCGCCCGUCACUUCCGGCCCUUCCUCCCCCCGCGGGGCCAGGCGGAGCUGGGCGAGCCCUGGUGGAUCAUCCCCAGUGAGCUGAGCGUCUUCACCGGCUACUUGUCCAACAACCGCUUCUACCCGCCGCCACCCAAGGGAAAGGAGGUCAUCAUCCACCGGCUGCUGAGCAUGUUCCACCCGCGGCCCUUCGUGAAGACCCGCUUUGCCCCGCAGGGGGCAGUGGCCUGCGUGACCGCGGUCAGCGACUUCUACUACACCGUGAUGUUCCGGAUCCACGCCGAGUUCCAGCUCAGUGAGCCGCCCGACUUCCCCUUCUGGUUCUCGCCCGGCCAGUUCACCGGCCACAUCGUCCUCUCCAAAGAUGCCACCCACGUGCGUGACUUCCGGCUCUUCGUGCCCAACCACAGAUCUCUGAAUGUGGACAUGGAGUGGCUGUAUGGGGCCAGUGAGAACAGCAAUAUGGAGGUGGACAUCGGCUACAUACCCCAGAUGGAGCUGGAGGCCACAGGCCCCUCAGUACCCUCCGUGAUCAUGGAUGAGGAUGGCAACAUGAUUGACAGCCGCCUGCCCUCGGGGGAGCCCCUCCAGUUUGUGUUUGAGGAGAUCAGGUGGCAGCAGGAGCUGAGCUGGGAGGAGGCUGCCCGGCGCCUGGAGGUGGCCAUGUACCCCUUCAAGAAGGUCACCUACCUGCCAUUCACCGAGGCCUUCGACCAAGCCAAGGCCAAGAACAAGCUGGUGCACUCGAUCCUGCUGUGGGGGGCCCUGGACGACCAGUCCUGCUGAGGUUCCGGGCGGACUCUCCGGGAGACGGUCCUGGAAAGUUCGCCCGUCCUUGCGCUCCUCAACGAGAGCUUCAUUAGCACCUGGUCCCUGGUGAAGGAGCUGGAGGACCUGCGAAACAACCGGGAGAACCCCUCCCACAAGAAGCUGGCAGACCUGCACCUGGAGAAGUACAGCUUCCCCGUGGAGAUGAUGAUCUGCCUGCCCAAUGGCACCGUGGUCCACCACAUCAACGCCAACCACUUCUUGGACCUCACCUCCAUGAGGCCAGAGGACGUGGAGAACAACGCCUUCAGCUUCGCGUCCACCUUUGAAGACCCGUCCACGGCCACCUACCUGCAGUUCCUGAAGGAGGGCCUCCGGCGUGGCCUGCCACUCCUCCAGCCCUAGUGUGCCGCCGGGGCCCUGAGAAGCGGCCGGGCAGGAGCUGGGAAGAAAGGCCUCCGCAAGGAGGGCCACAUUUAAGCUCAGGCAUCCCCCCGCCCCCCCCCCCCGCCAGGAUGCCUGUGAGGUCAGAGGCCAACUCAGGUGGCUGUCCUCGCUUUGCAUCUCUUUGGGGGGAGUUGGCAAGGCGCGCCUGGGCUGGCCUGUGGGUGAACCUCUAGCUCCAGCUGCCACCAUCAGCCCUUUACUACCCACCUGGCUCCGGAAGCUGCUUGGGACCCCCCAAAACGGAGCCUGGGGCCCUUUCCCUAGACCUCACCCUCUCGGACACACUGUCCAGGCCCUUGUGCGGUGAAGAAUAGGGAGCAGUGGGCCACCCCGUUUACCCUACUGUCACCCCUUCCCCAAAGGAACAUCGAGAAGCCCUGGCGUGGGGUGGGUGCCAGAGAAGUGCUCCUGUUUUUGUCCGGAGCCUUCUUCCUGGCCACAGCCCUGGCUGCCCUCCUGUGCCCUCCCCAGGGGGUCAGGCUCUGGGCAGAACCCUCCUUCAGAAGCAGAAACCAUACAGCACCCCAGGCCUUGGCUCCCCAGACCAGUGUAGUCUACUCGACUUAAUGAGAGGACCCCAAACCUGUUUGGGGACUUGCUGGAGGCCAGCUGCCCUUAGGAAGGGGGUCCCUGAGGCCCAGACCCAAGGCACCACCCCGCCCACCUCAGCACAGGGUCGCAGGAGCACUGUUGGAACCAGAGCCCUGGUGUUGCUUUCUGCCCCCGAGACCUCAGUUCCACGGAGUGUCGCCCAGCCAAGGAGCAGCCGGCUGUCCGGCUGUCAGGGCAGCCCAGACCAGCUUGUCCACCCCUGGACGGGUGCUGACACUCCUUGGCCAAGCUUGGGGCCUCCGUUCGCAUCCCAAGCCACUGACCACGGCCAGUCACUCUUUUAUACAUGCAGGAAAGUGUUUUUACGUGAACUUUCUCACCAUUUGUAGGUGUUUUUUAUAACCCCGCGCUAAGGAGAAGGAAGGGGCCAGGCUUCCUCCAGCAGCUGCGCAUGAUGGCUGGGUCUGAAAUCCUAGAAGGGCCCGGCUUGAUAUCCCUGCAGUUGCCCCCGUGGGAAGAAACAGUCCUCUCUCCCUUCUCUUCUAGUUUUUUAAAAACAGUCAGAGGGCCUGACUGCCCCUGGUGGGGCACCAAGACAGCACAUCCAGGAAAGACAGCUAGAGUGGACUUGCACUCUUGCCCACUCAGCCCAUGAGGGCCCAGGCCUUUCACUAAGGCCUUGCAGCCAAGCCUGCCCCCCACCCUACACCUGGAAGAGGAAGGCAGGCAGGCGCUUCCGCAGACACAGCCCCAGGCCGUCUCUAGCUGAGGCAUUUUGUUAAGAUUACAUGUCUUUUCUCAUGGAAUCCUCACAGCAAGCCUGUGAGGUGGAUAUUAAUUGUUCCCGUUUUGCAGAUGAAGAAACCGAGUCUCAGGAAAACUGACUUGCCCAGAGUCACUCAGUGGCCGAGUUGAGAUUCAGCCUGAGUCUUGAUUGAAGGGUGUUUUGCACCCUUACCACGCCCCUGCCUGUUUUCACCGAGGUGAAAAAGAAAGCCUUUCAAAACAAAAUGUCUCAUUCCCUUCUGAUCUCUAGACCAAAUGAGGCAUGAGUUAGCGAGCUCAGCCAAGUUCAUGUCCUCUGGGAGGCACUCUUCCAAGCCCUUCACAGGGAGGGACGACCCGAAACCUUUCCCAGUGCUUCCAAGCACGGGAGGCAGUAAGGUACUGGUUGUUCGGGCUUUCGGCACCCUCCUCAGAUGCUUCUGCCUGACCCCCAUGUGCCUCGAAGCUCAUGGCGGGGGAGGGCCCCCAGCUGCCCUCUUGCCACACCUCUGCCACUUUCCUCCCUGUCCCCAACACGUCCUGUAAUAAAAUUGGAGAUA
Messenger RNA from Myotis daubentonii (Daubenton's bat), 3617 nucleotides. RefSeq names its product selenoprotein N (gene SELENON). Gene Ontology annotation, biological process: skeletal muscle fiber development; calcium ion homeostasis. Gene Ontology annotation, cellular component: endoplasmic reticulum membrane. Lineage: Eukaryota; Metazoa; Chordata; Mammalia; Chiroptera; Vespertilionidae. The record is from RefSeq and is a predicted model, not a curated record.